Messenger RNA from Cercocebus atys (sooty mangabey), 4023 nucleotides. RefSeq names its product leucine-rich repeats and immunoglobulin-like domains 2 (gene LRIG2). The transcript is spliced from 17 exons. The coding region runs from base 234 to 3395 and encodes 1053 amino acids. The record is from RefSeq and is a predicted model, not a curated record. Lineage: Eukaryota; Metazoa; Chordata; Mammalia; Primates; Cercopithecidae. Gene Ontology annotation, molecular function: protein binding.
GCGUAGCGUCGUGGGGCGGGGCGGAGAAGCCCCGUCAGGUCUCAGUGGUGUGUCCCAGGCCGUUGCCCCCGCUGUCGCGCUGCAUCUGCUCCUUGCAUGCCUUUAGAUGGUACAGCCCUCAGCCGGGGCUUGGGGAGACAGUGCAGCCGCUGAGCAUCUCUGCUGAGCUUCUCCGCCGAUCCUCCUUUUCUAGCAGGCAGCUCAUCUAGGCCAGGUCCAGGUCGAGGGGGAAAAUGGCGCCCGCGCCCCUAGGCAUCCCGGAGGAGCAGUUGCUGGGGUGUCGAUCUGGAUUGCUUUCCCGGUUACUCUUCCUUGCCCAGAGCGCUCUCCUCCUGUUGCCCGCCGCCGGAGCAGGUCUCUGCCCCGCGCCCUGCUCCUGCCGCAUGCCUCUCCUGGACUGCAGUCGCAGGAAACUGCCCGCACCGAGCUGGAGGGCGCUGUUGGGCCUGCUGCCCCCCGACACCGCUAUCCUGGAUUUGAGUCAUAAUCGGUUGUCUAACUGGAACAUCAGCUUGGAAUCACAGAUGUUACAGGAAGUGAAAAUGAAUUACAAUGAACUAACAGAAAUCCCGUAUUUUGGAGAACCAACGUCUAAUAUUACUCUACUUUCAUUAGUCCAUAAUAUAAUCCCAGAAAUAAAUGCACAGGAGCUCCAGUUUUACCCUGCUCUGCAGAGUUUAGACCUCAGCUCAAAUAUAAUAUCAGAAAUCAAGACAUCUUCAUUUCCUCACAUGCAGCUUAAAUACCUGAAUUUAAGUAAUAACAGGAUAACCACCUUGGAGGCUGGCUGCUUCGAUAAUUUAUCGAGUUCCUUAUUAGUGGUAAAGUUAAACCGUAACCGAAUUAGCAUGAUUCCACCUAAGAUCUUCAAGCUGCCUCACCUCCAAUUCUUGGAACUUAAAAGAAACAGAAUUAAAAUUGUGGAAGGUCUUACAUUCCAAGGGCUUGACUCCUUAAGAUCUUUGAAAAUGCAGCGGAAUGGAAUUAGCAAACUUAAGGAUGGAGCAUUUUUUGGCUUAAAUAACAUGGAAGAACUAGAACUGGAACACAAUAACCUUACACGAGUGAACAAGGGGUGGUUAUAUGGCUUGCGAAUGUUACAGCAGCUCUAUGUGAGCCAGAAUGCUAUUGAAAGAAUCAGCCCUGAUGCAUGGGAGUUCUGCCAAAGACUAUCCGAACUUGAUUUGUCGUAUAACCAGCUGACCCGCCUGGAUGAAUCUGCCUUUGUGGGUCUGAGCUUAUUGGAGAGAUUGAAUUUGGGAGACAACAGAGUCACUCAUAUUGCUGAUGGUGUAUUUAGAUUUCUUUCCAAUCUUCAGACAUUGUGUUUAGUGGAGAGCUUUCUUACAAAGGUCUGUUUAUAUUUCAGAGUCUUACAAGGAAACCAGAUUAAGUCAAUUACAAAGAAAGCAUUCAUUGGUCUUGAAUCCCUUGAGCAUCUAGAUUUGAACAAUAAUGCCAUAAUGUCUAUCCAAGAAAAUGCUUUUUCUCAGACUCAUUUGAAAGAACUGAUUCUGAACACAAGCAGUUUGCUCUGUGACUGCCAUUUGAAGUGGCUACUUCAGUGGUUGAUUGAUAAUAACUUUCAACAUUCUGUGAAUGUAAGCUGUGCACACCCUGAAUGGCUAGCAGGGCAAAGCAUCCUGAAUGUGGAUCUGAAAGAUUUUGUCUGUGAUGAUUUUCUUAAGCCACAGAUAAGGACACAUCCUGAAACCAUAAUUGCUCUAAGAGGCAUGAAUGUGACUCUGACGUGCACUGCAGUGAGCAGCAGUGAUUCACCCAUGUCCACUGUGUGGCGCAAAGACAGUGAAAUCCUGUAUGACGUGGAUGUUGAGAAUUUUGUUCGUUAUCGGCAGCAAGCUGGAGAAGCUCUGGAAUAUACUAGUAUCUUACAUCUUUUCAAUGUGAAUUUCACAGAUGAAGGAAAAUAUCAGUGUAUUGUUACUAAUCACUUUGGUUCUAAUUAUUCUCAGAAAGCCAAACUGACUGUAAAUGAGAUGCCAUCUUUUCUGAAAACGCCGAUGGAUCUGACUAUUCGCACUGGUGCCAUGGCCAGAUUAGAAUGUGCUGCAGAGGGACACCCUGCACCUCAGAUUUCCUGGCAGAAAGAUGGUGGUACUGACUUCCCUGCGGCUCGAGAAAGACGCAUGCACGUCAUGCCCGAAGAUGACGUCUUCUUUAUUGCCAACGUGAAAAUAGAAGAUAUGGGAAUCUAUAGCUGCAUGGCACAAAAUAUAGCAGGAGGUCUCUCAGCAAAUGCUUCCCUAACAGUGUUAGAGACACCCUCAUUUAUUAGACCCCUGGAGGAUAAGACAGUAACCCGAGGUGAAACUGCAGUGUUACAGUGCAUAGCUGGAGGGAGUCCUGCACCUCGUCUCAACUGGACUAAAGAUGAUGGGCCUUUGCUGGUGACAGAACGACAUUUCUUUGCUGCAGCCAAUCAGCUUCUCAUCAUUGUAGAUGCUGGGCUAGAAGAUGCUGGGAAAUAUACCUGCAUUAUGUCUAACACCCUUGGGACAGAACGUGGCCACAUUUACCUAAAUGUCAUUUCAUCCCCCAAUUGUGACUCUUCCCAGAGUAGCAUUGGGCAUGAAGAUGAUGGCUGGACUACAGUUGGCAUUGUCAUCAUUGUUGUGGUCUGCUGUGUUGUUGGCACUUCUUUGAUCUGGGUCAUUGUUAUUUACCACAUGAGAAGGAAAAAUGAAGACUAUAGUAUCACAAACACAGAGGAGCUCAAUCUGCCUGCAGACAUUCCCAGCUACUUGUCUUCCCAAGGAACGCUGUCUGAGCCACAGGAAGGCUACAGCAACUCUGAGGCAGGCAGUCACCAGCAACUUAUGCCUCCUGCCAAUGGAUAUAUACACAAAGGCACUGAUGGUGGCACUAGUACCCGGGUGAUUUGCUCAGAUUGUUAUGACAAUGCCAACAUCUACUCCAGGACCCGAGAAUACUGUCCAUACACCUAUAUUGCUGAGGAGGAUGUUCUUGAUCAGACACUGUCGAGCCUCAUGGUCCAGAUGCCUAAAGAGACAUAUUUAGCUCAUCUUCCCCAGGAUGCUACUGCCCUAGAGAGCCUGAUAUUAUCAGCUGAUGGAGAGCCAUCUGCCUUUCCCACCAACCAUGAAAGGAUAAGUGAGAAGAAACUUUCGUCCACACCGAUGAGUGGUGAAACAUUGCAGCGGCCCGUCUGGAACAUAAACAGAGAACUAGGCCUGCCUCAUCCUCCUUUUUCCCAGCAGCCAGUCCAUGAGUCACCACAACUUCAUCAAAAUGAGGGCUUGGCAGGGCUGGAGCCAGACUGUUCCGCUUCUUCCAUGUCCUGCCACAGGUUACAGGAUCAUGGUUUUGAUUUUAGUAGGACUCGGAACAUUCAAGAUGGUAGUGAAGGCACAUGAAACCCACUUCAGGAUGAAAUCUGGGCAGAGACUCAUAAAUUAAUUUUGCAUUUACUACCUCAGAGCUCAGAAGAAACUCCGAAGUCAGCAUUUGCUUUACUCUUUCUUUAUGAUUGCAUCUGACUGCACCAAGGUGGGCCAUGCGUUGUUUGGUCUUAUACCUGAUGAAGAAAUGGUAACAGCUGACAGAAAUGGGUACAGCUCAUCAAAAAUGUGCAGCAUCGGCAGAGGGAAGAUACGGGGCAAAUGUGCUUCCUGAUGGUUCCAUGGGGAUGUGCCCCAGUGUGCAUCUGUCAGAAGUCACAUUGCUGCUUAACCUGCUGGAUUGCCCUAGUCUUCAGAAUGGUCCUGAGAAAACAUCACUACUUUGAUGUUCUGCUUUGCCUUCCAAGGAGCAAAAAUAACUUUGGAGCCUUGUGGGAAGUGUGCCUGGGAUUCUUCAGUGGUUUCAGGCAGAUAGUUGAGACUGGGGCUUUGAUAUUCAAGGUCUUUGGCAAGAAUCCCAGACUUGACCAACUGGUAUCAGGUCAAAGGUUUUUGUAUUCUUGUGAAUUUUUUUUUGUCCCUAUUGCCCAGGGAUGUCACUGUAAACAUAUGUACAUUUAUAAAUAAUUUUUGUAUUCAUUGA